Molecule: messenger RNA, 328 nt
Organism: Acanthisitta chloris (rifleman)
Lineage: Eukaryota; Metazoa; Chordata; Aves; Passeriformes; Acanthisittidae
Product: zinc finger protein 282-like
Exons: 2
Source: RefSeq, a predicted model, not a curated record
AUGAAAACAUGAAGAGGAACCCUCCAGCAGAUUGCUUUGAGAGCACGACCUGUGACUCAGAGGAUGGCCUGAAUGGAGAGGAACCUGCUGAAAAUGAGGAGAACUUCCCCAUGGAAGUUGCCCCCCAACAGCAGAGCCAGGGCCGGGGCAAGUCCUACAUUUGCAGUGACUGUGGGAAAAGCUUUGUUUGCCAUUCGUGGCUUGUUAGGCACCAGAUGACUCACACGGGAGAGAGGCCCUACAAGUGCUCCGAGUGUGACAAAAGCUACAGGAGGAAGGAUUACCUCCUGAACCACCAGCGCCGGCACACGGGAGAGGGACUUUUCCA